Seminavis robusta is the source of this 1191-nucleotide messenger RNA. The record is from the annotation of a GenBank genome assembly. Lineage: Eukaryota; Bacillariophyta; Bacillariophyceae; Naviculales; Naviculaceae.
AUGUCUGAACAACCCAGUAAGAAACUCUCGACGCCGACGGUGGCUUCCAAGAUGGACAGUGACGUCCAAGGUGACCUUGCAAAUGUGCAAGUCAUGUGGUCACCGGUUCGUACAUCACCUGAUGGGAAGGUCUACCAUGACGAUGUGGACAAGUACAUCGAAGAAAGAGAACGCGUGGAUCACUAUCUUCAGCAGCUUGCCGACAGUAGCUUCGACAUGAUUGGGAAAGCCAAGUACCGCCUUCGCUGCAUCAACGCGACUCGUGUGCAACGCGGGUAUCCUACACUUGCUGUGGAUUCCCAUGACUUCAUUGGACCUUGGCCGGUUCGUUACAGGAUGUCUGAUGGAUCCCCCCAGCCCCUUCCACCUGUGGAGGCGAACUACGACCAUUGCUUCAACAACAUCAAGCUCAUGCUACGUCUCUGCCUUCCUCAUCCGGUGAAUGACGUUGAACACAUGCAUCACUUUUGCGACAAAUUUGGUGUCAACAAGGCCGAGUAUCUUGCCAGAUACCGUCGUUACAUGGGGGGGAUCCACUUGCUCUCCUACGGUCUUGAUUUGGACAGCGACGACGAGGACUUUCCUGAUGAAGUAGUUGUCCCGCGAUUUCUUCCUUUGCCGGCUGUUGCAAGUCCACCCAGGACUCUAACUCGUGUGCUUUUUGUGGAGAAGGGCGAUGACCUUGUCCAGGAUGUUGCUGUCCAGGACGUUGCUGCGGAAGGAUCCGAUGACAAGCCUGACAAAAGCGAAGCUACCCUUGAAGUGAAGAGCGAUGAAAAGACUGAUGAAGAGACCGACGAUGAAAAGACUGAUGGUGGCUUUGAUAAAUUGUUGGCUCGUCCCUGCUCUUGGGUUCUAUCUCAGGUGCCCGAUGCAAAAGAUGAUGAAGAGUACACUUCCCCCCCAAAGAAAGCCAAGAUUGCUAAUGCCGAUGGUGUUAUCUUGUCUCCUUUGGCUAUGAAGUCACCUGGUGAAGACCGUUCGCCAUCCACGAACGAUGGAGAGGAGUCUGAGUCUGAAGGAGAAGAAAAUGAAUCCAAUGAAGGAGACGAUGAUGCUACCAGCAAAGAAGGUCUGGGUCAACUAACCCACAACAGCAGUGACGAAGAGGAAGACAGCGAUGAUGUUGGUGGUUCUGGCACUGGUGGUGGACAGCUCGAGUAUGCCGAGAGUGGAAGUAUUGUUUACUAG